Molecule: messenger RNA, 1153 nt
Organism: Capsella rubella
Lineage: Eukaryota; Viridiplantae; Streptophyta; Magnoliopsida; Brassicales; Brassicaceae
Product: squamosa promoter-binding-like protein 8
Exons: 3
Coding region: 13-1014 (333 amino acids)
Cellular component (GO): nucleus
Molecular function (GO): DNA binding
Source: RefSeq, a predicted model, not a curated record
UGCAAAGCAAACAUGUUGGACUACGAAUGGGAGAAUCCUUCUUCCCUUGUUCUCUCCGGGGAUGACCGAAACCCGGGCUCUGUCGACCCGACCCGCCCCCUCUCCUUUUUCGACCCCUCUCAUUUCAACAACGACCGUCACAUUACCCUUUCUCCUCCCCUCUUCUCUUCUAACCAUCAUCAUCAUCAUCAUCAUCAUCUUACUCCUCCUCACACCUCCGUCUACGCUCACACCAACCACUUUCAUCACCAAGCCUUCUACGACCCACGCUCCCCUUCCCCUUCCCCUUCCCCUUACCCCUCCGAUCCCAUCUACCACCCCCACUCUUCCGCUCCUGCCCCCCUCUUCUCCUACGACCUCCACGCACCCGCCGCCUCCUCCUCCUCCUACAACUUCCUCAUCCCCAAGACCGAAGUCGACUUCACCUCCAACCGGAUCGGCCUCAACCUCGGCGGCCGCACUUACUUCUCCGCCGCCGACGACGACUUCGUCAGCAGGCUUUACAGGCGCUCCCGCCCCGGCGAGCCUGGCAUGGGGAACUCGCCGCUGAGCACUCCCCGGUGUCAAGCUGAGGGUUGCAGCGCCGAUCUGAGCCACGCCAAACACUAUCACCGCAGGCACAAAGUGUGCGAAUUCCACUCUAAAGCAUCCACCGUGGUGGCUGCCGGACUUAGCCAGCGCUUUUGCCAGCAAUGCAGCAGAUUCCAUUUGUUGUCGGAAUUCGACAACGGGAAACGUAGCUGCCGUAAGCGACUUGCUGACCAUAACCGGCGCCGGCGUAAAUGUCACCAGUCAGUCUCCGCUGCUGCCGCCGCCGCCGCCCACGACACUGGCAAGCCAACUCCAAGGUCACCGAAUGAAUCGGGUAUCAUGAAAUCGUCGUCACCGGGCAAGGCAACGCCGACGAUAUCAUUGGAGUGUUUCCGGCAAAGGCAGUUCCAAACGACGACAGCUAAUUCGUCCUCCACGUCAGCGUCUUCAUCCUCCAAUUCAAUGUUUUUCUCAAGCGGAUAGCUUUAAUUUACCUAUCCGUACCGUACGUUUUUUUAAAAUUAAUUAGUAUGUCAAUGCUUAAUUAAUUACGAGCUUAAACUAGUAGUCGCGCUGGCUAGCUAGCUAUCAUCAUUUUAAAAUAUUAUUAGUCUGAUAAUGU